Molecule: messenger RNA, 1332 nt
Organism: Linnemannia hyalina
Lineage: Eukaryota; Fungi; Mortierellomycota; Mortierellomycetes; Mortierellales; Mortierellaceae
Source: the annotation of a GenBank genome assembly
AUGGCCCCUACCCAGAAAGUUUACAUCAUUGGUGUCGGCAUGACCAAGUUCAUCAAACCCAGAGACUUGAGAGACUAUCCCGAUAUGGGUCGUGAGGCUGCUACCAAAGCCCUCUUGGAUGCCGGUAUCACCUACGACAAGGUCCAGCAAGCUGCUGUCGGAUACUGCUAUGGCGAUUCUACUUGCGGUCAGCGCACCUUGUACCAGCUCGGAAUGCACCAGAUCCCCAUCAUCAACGUUAACAACAACUGUUCCACUGGAUCGACUGCACUCUACUUGGCUCGCCAGGCCAUCGAGUACGGUGUUGCCGACUGCACCAUGGCCCUCGGUUUCGAAAAAAUGGAGGCUGGUUCGCUCGGAUCCAAGUUCGAGGACCGCACCAACCCCUUGGACAAGACCGUCUCUAUGAUGAGCGAGACCCGUGGCAUCAGCGCCGGCCCCUUUGCUGCCCAGAUCUUUGGUAACGCCGGUAUCGAGUACUGCGAAAAGUACGGCGCCACCCCCACUCACAUGGCCAAGAUUGCCGAGAAGAACCAUCGCCACUCCGCCUUGAACCCUUACUCCCAGUUCCGUGACAUCUACACCUUGGAGCAGAUUGAAAAGUCCAACAAAGUCUUUGGCCCCCUCACCAAGCUCCAGUGCUGCCCCACCUCGGAUGGCUCUGCCUGUGCCAUCUUGGCCUCGGAGAAGUUUGUUCGUGAGCACAACUUGCAGGAUCAGGCCGUCGAGAUGGUCGCCCAGUCCAUGGCCACCGACUCGCCUAAGCUCUUCAACGAGUCCUCGAUCGAGUUGGCUGGUGCCGACAUGACCCGUCGCGCUGCUGCCGAAGUCUUCUCCAAGGCUGGAAUUAAACCCACAGAUGUCCAGGUCGUUGAGUUGCACGACUGCUUCUCUGCCAACGAGUUGAUCACCUACGAUGCCCUCGGACUCUGCAAGCCCGGUGAGGCCCACAAGUUGAUCGACACCAACGAUGUCUCCUACGGAGGCAAGUACGUCGUCAACCCCUCGGGCGGUUUGAUCUCCAAGGGUCACCCCCUCGGUGCCACUGGUUUGGCUCAGUGCUCCGAGUUGGUCUGGCAGCUUCGCGGCUGGUGCGGUGAGCGCCAGGUCCCCAACUGCAAGUAUGCCCUUCAGCACAACGUCGGUCUCGGCGGUGCCGUCGUCAUCUCGCUCUACAAGAAGGCCAACGAAUUGGGCUCUUCCCCCAAGUACGUCGACUCGCGCAAGCGUGUCGGCUACAACCCCGCCAUCGAGGCUCGUGAGGUCUCUGAGGAGGAGGUCGAGUCUGUCCGUGCCAAGGGUGCCAGCUCUGAGUUCAUGGCUCGUCUUUAA